Molecule: messenger RNA, 228 nt
Organism: Cooperia oncophora
Lineage: Eukaryota; Metazoa; Nematoda; Chromadorea; Rhabditida; Trichostrongylidae
Source: the annotation of a GenBank genome assembly
AUGAAACUUCUCACUCAUAACUUCUUGUCAUCCAGGUUUCUGAAGAAUGUGACCAAUGGUUAUCCACUUAUUCUUCGAGCUAAUCAAAUAGCUAAUAAGGAACUUGAUUAUGCUUCUUUAUACAAUGCGGCUUAUUCGAUCGGUGAAGCUGGUAACAUGCCUGCGACUUUACCUGAUGAUUGGGAGACGAAUACACCGGUACUAAUGGAGGUUUGUUCCUUCGCUUGA